Messenger RNA from Mycena indigotica, 1323 nucleotides. Its product is annotated as TRAF-type zinc finger protein. NCBI's taxonomy places the organism in Eukaryota, Fungi, Basidiomycota, Agaricomycetes, Agaricales, Mycenaceae. The record is from RefSeq and is a predicted model, not a curated record. Gene Ontology annotation, molecular function: ubiquitin-protein transferase activity; zinc ion binding. Gene Ontology annotation, biological process: protein ubiquitination. The transcript is spliced from 5 exons. The coding region runs from base 1 to 1323 and encodes 440 amino acids.
AUGCAGUACAACUACGUCGGCGAACCAAAUCCGAAUCUACUCUGCUGCAUUUGUCGUGCUCCGUUUCUCGACCCAGUCACCACUCGCUCUUGUGGACAUACUUUCUGUCGGACUUGUUUAGUUCAAGCGCUCGACCAUGCAAAACAGUGUCCUGUUGAUCGGUCCCCGCUCUCGCUCGAAGAUCUUACUCCCACCAAUCCCAUUAUACGCGCGUUAGUGGACGAACUGAUCGUGGAAUGCAUCCAUACAGAAUGCCCGCAAACAACACAAAGACAACUGCUUACUUCUCAUCUCCUUGACUCUUGUCCCUUCAGUCUAGUCUCUUGCCCUACCAGUCAAUGUGACGAAACUCUGCACCGCAAGGACCUCGCAAAGCAUGAUUGCACAAACGUAACGAAACUGGUCCCCUGCGAUCUCUGCGGCACCGAAAUUUCGUUGGACGAUCUUGAAUUGCAUGUCUCUGAAUGCCAGGAAGACACAACCUCUUGCACAGCUUGUUCUGUUUCUUUAACCCGUGCCCAAGCUUCCUCACACUCGGAGACCUGUCCCGCGACAAUCGUCGAUUGUGUGCAAGCUCCCAACGGCUGUUCUUGGAACGGGCCACGAUCUCUGUUCGAAUCCUCCCAUAAAUCGACCUGUCCAUACGAAGCCAUCGCGGGCUUCUUUGCAUUGAAUAGCACGAGACACACUCAACUUGAGCAAGAGAACAACAUCUUACGAUAUAAGAUGGCGACCCUUGAGGAUACAGUACACACACUGAGACGGGAGCUCCAAUCGGCCAAGGCUGCUUUGGGCCCGUGGUAUCGAGCUGACGGUGUUUCUGGGUAUUCGUCUGACCGGCAGUCAACCAGCAGCGGUCUGUCGUCGUCUAUUUCGACGUCUGAUCCUACGCCACCAAUCCAAGAUUACAACGCCCUUGCCGCAUACUUCCCAUCAGAAGACACGCCCUCCAACCGUGCAGCCGGAUUCUCCUCUCCGUCGUCCCAAUCCAGCUGGGAAGCGUCGCGAACUGAACGGAUAGCUCCGCUAAAUUUAUCCACAUCUCUUGAGGGCGCUUUGGUCGGUAUUCGUGAGUCUGUAGUGACAUUGGACAGCGCGCUAGACUCUCUUGGUCGUCGGGCGGACAUUGCAUUGGCCAACGAAACGAUGCGGCUCAACGAAGAUGUCAUGUCUUUGCGGGCCAACAUCCAUGGGUUACGAAUGCAGGUGCACACCAUCAUGAUCGAAAGGAACGCCCAAGUGACAGGACGCAAUCCAGAGAUGGUCGAUGGUGCCUGGCCAGCGCUGCCAACUGGUCGCUACUACUCGGGCACAAAACUCUAG